Aegilops tauschii subsp. strangulata is the source of this 1286-nucleotide messenger RNA. RefSeq lists its product as uncharacterized. Gene Ontology annotation, molecular function: ubiquitin protein ligase activity. Gene Ontology annotation, cellular component: cytoplasm. Gene Ontology annotation, biological process: protein ubiquitination. The record is from RefSeq and is a predicted model, not a curated record. Lineage: Eukaryota; Viridiplantae; Streptophyta; Magnoliopsida; Poales; Poaceae.
CCCGACCCCGCCCCAAUUCCCCCCCUCCCGUUCCCCUCCUCCAACGCCGCCGCCGCCGCCAUGGCGGGGCUCGCCGACGAGUUCUUCCUCGGCAUCGACGAGGACGGCCCGGGGUCGCUCGGGGAGCCCUCCUACCUCUCCUUCUCCGACGCCUCUGAGGAGGAGGAGCACCACUUCACCCACUCCGACAUCUCCCCCGACUUCGACAUCGAAUCUCAAACCCUAACCCCCGCCCCGGGCUCCCCCUUCUCCUUCGACUCCGACCACGACCUCGACCUCGACCUCAGCCUCGGCCUCGGCCGCCUCUCUCCGUCCUUCCUCCGGAUGCGGAGCCCCUCCCCGGCCCGCUCCCCGCCCUUCUGGGACUGCCUCGAGGAGGACCUCGCCGACGACCUCGCGGACGGCCUCGAGUGGGAGGAGAUCGCCGACGCCGACGACGCCGGGGACGCCUCCGUCCCUGGGGGUGGCGGUGGGGGCGGGGCGGGAGGAGGGGGCGACGCCGAUGCCGACGUGUUCGGCUUCCUCAGCGAGCGGGAGAUCCUGGGCGUCAUGGAGGGGAUCGACAGCGGGGAGGACGAGUCCAUGUUCUCCGACGAGCCGCCCUUUGAUUUCGGCGACGAGGGCCCGGAGCUCGACGACAUAUUCCGGAGCGUCGGCUGGGAGGUGCUGCCGGUGCCGCUGGAUGACGACGAGUUCGAGGUGCUGCCGGGGCAUAUGGCGGACGUGACGGUGGGGGGCGCGCCACCUGCAGCGCGGGCGGCAGUGGAGCGGCUCCAGGUGGUGGCGAUCAGUGGGGAGGAGGCCGCCCAGGGAUGCGCCGUGUGCAAGGACGGGAUCGUGCAGGGGGAGCUCGCCACGCGGCUGCCGUGUGCACACUUCUACCAUGGGGCGUGCAUUGGGCCAUGGCUCGCCAUACGCAACUCAUGCCCGGUGUGCCGUUACGAGCUGCCCACUGAUGACCCCGACUAUGAGCAGCGGCGGGCGAGGCGGCGUUCUGCUGGUGGUUCCACAGCACAGUUGGGCACACCUAUGCAGAUGUGAGCAUGGGUUGCUUGGUGGCAUCUCUUGGUUGCAAUCCCAUCCAAGUUAUGUGAGAAACCUCACUCUCUUGACUCGCUCAGUUAGGAUGCUUGGAGGUUGCUAGGGUCAUACUUCUUUGGUUUUUAAGUGUCAGAUUGAUGUAGCGGUUCUGAACUUCUGAUUGGGACUUGAUUGGUAAGAACAAUUGUUAGAGCUUCUGUAUAUAUGUCGUGCUGCUUCAAUAACACAGAAAACCAAUUCACUCA